AGUGAAAUCUUGCAACUUCAGUUAGACGGGAGGAGGGAGCUCUUCACAGUUCCAACUCAAUUGCUUGAUUUAACUUUAGAAAUUUAAAUGCUACUUGGAAUUUAUUAUACACUAUGAAUGGGAAAAAGGGAAGGUGCUAUUCAGCCUGCUGGGGAACCCACUUUCACUCUCAUGAACCAGGCAGCCUGUGGAGUUCACAAACGCCAAAAGUAGUUGCAAGUCUUUCAUAUCUUACUGCUUCGGGUGUUUUGUAUGAUUGGUAGCUGCCACAGCUUCCACUUUGCCAGACAAAUACAUUUCUUAUGUGACCAGGGAACAUGUGCAUAUGACCCUUCAGAACAAUGUAUUUGUACUGAAAUGGUAACAGCAGUUGGUUUGAUUCUAUAUCCUUAAAGAGACACUCCUGAAAGGGUGGUGAUUCCAGAAAAGAGGCACCUAAGUUAUUUGUAUUCACUGCCUAUAUGAAUUAAUUUUUCACCUGAAAACAUAUGUUGCUUUUAACAUGACCUACAGUUUCACAGGAUUAAAAGCCGAGAUUGAGGACUUCUCCAAGCUUGUGGAAGUUCUCUUUCCUUUUCCAAAUUUGUGUGGCUUUGACAGUAUCAGCAAUGUUUGUUUGCUAAGAAACACUGCCAGCUCUUUCAGCCACCCUGGUGGGGCUGGCCCAGCUCCAACCAGCCCAUAUGAGGUCAUGAGCUCUGGGGUGACUGAAUUCAGUGUCUCGCCUCCAUGGAGACAGAACCUCACAGCAGGAGUGAUAACAAACAGACAGGGGAAAGAAAAUACCUGGAUCCAAGGUAGCAACAGCAGUGGGAGAGUACGGGAUAGUGGAGACAGAACUGAUGUCCGUACUGAUGGUCACUACUACACAGCUCUGAAACUCUACCUGCUUCACAGGGGCUCCAUGGCUCAGGAUGAGAGAGGAGCAGGGAUGGCCAACUCUACAGGUGAUCUAGAGACAGGCAAAGACAUGGAUGAUCUGACAAAAGGCCUGGAAGAACUCUGUGAUAUCUCUAAGGAGAGGAGGGAGAAAGCACUGCUGCUUUUACAUCUAGAAGAGCAGCAUCAUCUUAUGUCUAUGCUGACAAAGAAAGCAGAUGACACACAAAAACGCUGCAGAGCCCUGGAGCAGCUCAACAUGGAGCUGGAGAAACUAAGGACAGAGGCUGCUCUGAAAAUUAAAACUCAAACCCUGCAGAUUCAGCAUUUGGAGGGGCGCUUCAUGGAUCUGGCCAACAACCAUGAAAAGAUGAUCCAGUUCAAGAAUGAACACAGGAAACAGCACAUGCAGCUGUGGGAGGAGAACAAGCGCCUUCGGCAGGAGAAGGAAGUGCUCUUCAGCCAGGCUGUGAGGGAGAAGGAAGCUGAAGUGCUCCGGCUGGCUGCCCAGGCCAGGAAGCUCUCACAGCAGUUAUACUCCCUGCAGGAGAAACAUACUUAUGAGAGUUGCAGAGCCCAGGAGAGAGAAAAGGAGCUGCUAGAAGCUCAGAGCCACCACGCAGGUGCCUACAGCCGGGAAGUGGAUUCACUGAAGAAGCAGCUGCAACUUCUACAGGAGAGGCACCAACAAGCUGUUGCAAGGGCAGAGCAGGCAGAAAGUCAGCAGAGGGCUCAGAGCACUGAACUGUGGGCUGAGCUGGAGAGGGCACACAAGGAAAAAGAGCAGCUAUUGAACCUGGCCAUGGAGAGGGGCAAAGCUCUGCAAGAUAAGGAACGGGAGAUUCAGCAGCUGGGGGAGAAGCUGGAGGUUGCGGAAGAAGCCAUGCUGAGAGCAGGAAGGUGCUAUGAGAAGGAGGCAGCAGCAGUGGACAAAGAUCUGAAGGUCCAACAGCUCCAAGGACAGCUGGAAAGCAGCAAGCAGGCGUACAAUGAGCUCUCUCUGCGGUUCGAUGCUUACAGAAAGCACAGCAUGGACUUGCUGACUAAAGAAAAGAACCUGAAUGUCAAACUCCGUCACUUUGUUGCAUAACUGCAUCGUUUUCCACUGUCCUCUCCUUGGCAGGUGCCUCUGUGGCAACACAUCACUGCAUUUUGUUCCUUUCCAUGGGGCCAUCUUCUGGAUUCUUUGUAAUAUCCUCACCAGUUUAAACCUCCCUACAAGGACUGGUUUUUGUCAUUACACUUUUACCUAAGUAAAUCUCUACAUUGUUAAA
Molecule: messenger RNA, 2153 nt
Organism: Pseudopipra pipra
Lineage: Eukaryota; Metazoa; Chordata; Aves; Passeriformes; Pipridae
Gene: CCDC89
Product: coiled-coil domain containing 89
Source: RefSeq, a predicted model, not a curated record